AUGUUUCACAGCGCGGGAUUCAUCGCUUUAAUCCUCCCUCUCAUCGCAGCGCGCGUGACUAGGGACACUUCUUUGGCAGGUCGGGCAACCUACCCGUUCAACAACCUCGUAGCUUACGGCGAUGAACUCAGCGACAACGGCAACGGCUCUUUCGCGCACGGGAUCACUGGUGAUCCAGCCAAUGUCUACGGCUUCGGAACAUGGAUAAACGGCCCGGUCGCCGUGUCCUACCUCUCCGAUCUCCUCCGAGUUCCGCUGACGGACUAUGCAUUCGGCGGUUGCUGCGGCGGAGGCGAUUUUGGGGCGACCUUUGACAACACGUACACCAAGUCUAAGGCUGGGGCGACAGACAUGAUUGGACAAGUUUCCAACUACACCGGUCGAGGCGCCCCGGGUAUUCGCUCCUCUCUGCAGUUCCUCUGGUUCGGCGAGAAUGACCUUAGCAUGCAUACCGACGCCUUUUGGCUGGGGGAUCCAAAGAACGUGCAGUUCGCAAACGACGCGGUAGCCAAGAUCACGGCGCAGGUUAAGACCCUCAUCGACAAGGGGGCACCGUACGUCAUGGUUGCCAAUAUCUACCCGAAGCAUCUUGCCCCGGUGACGCCCAAAUAUCUCUGCGGUACCAAUGCCGACUGCGUCAAGACCUGGGGCCAGGUAAUCCAGCAAGCAAACUCGGCUAUACAGAAGAGCUUUGGGCAAUUCGGCAAGAAAGUCAUCUACUAUGACGUGUUUAGCUUCAUGAUUCAAAUUUUGGCGAACCCUAAGGCAUAUGGUUUCCCGAAGCCCCUGAACCUUUUCUGUGAUGGAGAUGAGACGGCUCAGUGGACGGACUGCAUGAUUGACGGACACGCCAACGAAUACUUCUGGAUGAACUUUAUUCAACCAACGACUGCUGGACACAAGCUGAUUGCUCAGGACAUGAAGAAGACCAUCGAUGCGCACUUCACCUGA
Messenger RNA from Colletotrichum phormii, 951 nucleotides. RefSeq lists its product as uncharacterized. The transcript has a single exon. NCBI's taxonomy places the organism in Eukaryota, Fungi, Ascomycota, Sordariomycetes, Glomerellales, Glomerellaceae. Gene Ontology annotation, molecular function: hydrolase activity, acting on ester bonds. The coding region runs from base 1 to 951 and encodes 316 amino acids. The record is from RefSeq and is a predicted model, not a curated record.